Manis pentadactyla (Chinese pangolin) is the source of this 2372-nucleotide messenger RNA. It is a transcript of the gene SAP30BP, whose product is annotated as SAP30 binding protein. The transcript is spliced from 11 exons. Bases 16 to 942 code for a protein of 308 amino acids. Gene Ontology annotation, biological process: regulation of DNA-templated transcription. Gene Ontology annotation, cellular component: nucleus. The record is from RefSeq and is a predicted model, not a curated record. Lineage: Eukaryota; Metazoa; Chordata; Mammalia; Pholidota; Manidae.
GGCUGUGGGAGUAAGAUGGCGGGGAAGAAGAAUGUUUUGUCGUCUCUGGCAGUUUACGCGGAAGAUUCAGAGCCCGAAUCCGACGGCGACGCAGGAGUCGAAACGGCGGGCAGCACGACUGAGGAGAAAGGUGGAUUGGUAUCUGAAGCUUAUGGAGAGGAUGACUUCUCUCGCCUUGGGGGUGAUGAAGAUGGUUAUGAAGAAGAGGAGGAUGAGAAUAGCAAACAGUCAGAAGAUGACGAUUCAGAGACUGAAAAACCUGAGGCUGAUGACCCAAAGGAUAACCCAGAAAUAGACAAGCGAGAUCCCCAGGAGUUAGUCGCCUCCUUUUCUGAAAGAGUCCGGAACAUGUCGCCUGAUGAAAUUAAGAUCCCACCUGAACCCCCUGGCAGAUGCUCAAAUCACUUACAAGACAAGAUCCAGAAGCUUUAUGAGCGGAAGAUAAAGGAGGGAAUGGAUAUGAACUACAUUAUCCAAAGGAAGAAGGAAUUUCGGAACCCCAGCAUCUAUGAGAAGCUGAUCCAGUUCUGUGCGAUUGAUGAGUUGGGCACCAAUUACCCAAAGGAUAUGUUCGAUCCCCAUGGCUGGUCUGAGGACUCCUACUAUGAGGCAUUAGCCAAAGCCCAGAAGAUUGAAAUGGACAAACUGGAAAAGGCCAAAAAGGAGAGAACCAAAAUUGAGUUUGUGACGGGCACAAAGAAAGGCACCACGACCAACGCCACGGCCGCCACCACCACUACGGCCAGCACAGCUGUUGCAGAUGCCCAAAAGAGAAAGAGCAAGUGGGACUCCGCCAUCCCCGUGACAACGAUAGCCCAGCCCACCAUCCUUACCACCACAGCAACCCUGCCAGCUGUUGUCACAGUGACCACCAGUGCCAGUGGCUCCAAGACCACUGUCAUCUCUGCUGUGGGCACCAUCGUGAAGAAGGCCAAGCAGUGACCUGAGGGACCAGCUUGGCGUGGCUUGGACAUUCUUCCUUCCAUGGAAGGGAGGAGCCACUCCAGGACUUGACCCAACUGUGCAGCCCCACUGACCAGUGCCCUCAGGGAGAUGCCGCUUUGUAUAUUUCAGGACUGGAACCUGCUCCCCACAUGCCACCUGAGAAAGCCUCUGUGUGGCCUUCAGCCAGAAGGCAUUGCCAAGGAGGAGUGGGGCACUAUGGCCAGUGUCCACACACUGCCCAGGGUCUGCUGCCCUAUUAAAGCGCCGUGUUCUCCCACAUCAGCAUCCCAGGUGCACUGGCCUCGUCUGCACUGUUUUCAGGCAGAUGUGGCAGCUCAAGUGUCCUCUCCAUCUUCUUGGUGGGAUUAUCACCUCAGGGUUGGUAUGGAGUGACUGAAGCCUGUGGCACUAGUUGGGAGUGCGGGGAGAGUGACCGAGGAAUUGGCUGUGGUCUUGGCAUAUGCCUCUUGCCUCUUGGUGUGGGUACGUGGAAGUCCAGAGAGUGGGUGAGACCCCAUGUUCCCACUGUCUGCUGCCCUGAUAGCAAAACCCAGCCAGUUCUCAGAUAAGAGCAGAAACCUCUGCUCCCUCGUAGGCAAUUGAGCCCUCUGGGGAGCACUUUUCAGAUGCACCCAGGGCGGGGAGAGGUGUCGGCACCUGGCCAAGGCUGCCGCAGUCCCUCUGUGCCCGGCCAGCCGGCGGCAGCUUGGCAAGGUGGGGGUGAUGAGUCACCUCCUGCCCUGGCGUGGCCGCAGCUCAUUGUUUGUGAAAGCCUGGCUCCUGGGAGGAUCCUACCACCCCGCCCUUCCUGUACCUGUUAUCUCUGCCCCACAGCAGACCCUGGGCAGCGCCAGUGGCCACUGGGCUCCUCUCGGGCCAGACUGAUUUCCCAGCCGCCGCAGUCCAGAGAGGACACAUUUGCCUUCCUUGCUUGUUGGCAGCUUUCCACUCCAGGGGAAGUGCUGCGCACUAGAGUAGGAAGUCAGGCUGUGAAGAGCCUCGCUGCUUCCACGGGGCAGGCAGAGGAUUAGAGAGGUGGUCCUAAAACUGCACCCAAUAUGGUUGCAUGACCAGAGAAGUAUGAUGGAGCUGCCCCCGCCUUCCCCCCAAGAAAGAUCAAGUCACACGGUCCCUUCCCCCCACAUGCAUGCUUGGGCGCUGGAGGAGGUGGGUUCUCACCCACCCGUCCUUUGAUGGGACUUUGUGACCUUCAAGAAAGGAGCUGCCAGCUAGCCUUCUCCUUCCUGCCAGGGCACUGCGGAGGGCAGUGGGACAGUGGGACAGUAGUCAGUGCAGACUCAGCCCCUCGCUCUGGACCCCAGUUUGAAGCAAGCUGUGUUUUAGUUGUGUGCAUCUUGGGCCCUUACAUCUGUAAGCCUUCUCUGUCCAAUCACAGUAAUAAAGCUGCUUAAGGUGGUUGUGAGGAA